AUGCAGAAGCAACAAUAUGUUCUUGAUGAUUGCCAUGGUUAUUGUCAUCAGAUUUGCGCAUUAUCGGAUCAACUUCAUCUGUUGGUGACAGGUGUCGAAUCGGCAAUGGGUGAUCGUACGUCGAAUACAAAUAUGAAGAUUGAUACGUUGGCGUUUUUGUCAGUUGCGUUGUGCUCACAUGCACCUGAGGUAUGCGAGUCUUUGAUGUUUUAUAGUGGAGCAAUCAGAGCAGAACUUUUGAAACUUGUAUUGUGUUAUUAUUUGAAAGAUUGA
Messenger RNA from Anisakis simplex (herring worm), 273 nucleotides. The record is from the annotation of a GenBank genome assembly. NCBI's taxonomy places the organism in Eukaryota, Metazoa, Nematoda, Chromadorea, Rhabditida, Anisakidae.